AUGGAGAAGGUAGAGAUUUAUAUAGACCAUAAGAACCUAAAGUAUCUCUUCUCCCAGAAAGAGUUGAAUAUGAGGCAACGCAAAUGGAUGGAGCUUUUCAAGUACUACAAUGAUGAAAAUUUGUAUCACCUGGGGAAGGCCAAUGUGUUGGCCGAUGCAUGGAGUCAUAGGGGAGUUUCCAUAGCAGCUAUGAUGGUCCAAGAGUGGAUGUUAUUGAGGCAGAUGGGUGAGAUGUCUAUCUUUGGUCCUGAGAAGAGGCCUAUUAUUUUGGAAGAUGUGGAAAAGCUUUCCUCAGUGGGAUUUAGUCAGAGGGAUGAUGGCCUGUUGUUAUUCCAAGGGUGGAUUUGUGUUCCCGAUGAUGCAGAGAUUAGGAAUGAAAUUUUGUUAAAAGCUCACAAGUCCUGUGGAACAUCACAAACUAUCUGGCCUCCUAUAGUCGUUACCUAUUCUGGAGUGGAAGUGGGAAAUAUAUCCAUGGACUUUGUGACGGGUUUGCCUAGGACGAUGAAGAGGCACCACGCCAUAUGGGUGAUAGUUCACAGGCUGAUUAAAUCAACCCACUUCUUGCCGAUAAGAAAGACCUACCCUCUGAAUCAAUUGACGAAGAUGUAUAUUGAGGAGAUCAUGAGACUACAUGACAUUCCAUCUAGUAUUGUGUCGGAUCUUGAUCCUCGUUUUACCUCACACUUUCGAGAGGCUCUGCAUGGUAUUUUGGGGACUAAGUUGAGAUUCAGUACUACAUUUCAUCCGCAGACUGACAGACAGAUAGAGAGGACGAUCCAGACAGUGGAGGAAAUGCUUAGGAUAUGCGUAUUGGAUUUUUGUGGUAGUUAG
Molecule: messenger RNA, 834 nt
Organism: Diospyros lotus (date-plum)
Lineage: Eukaryota; Viridiplantae; Streptophyta; Magnoliopsida; Ericales; Ebenaceae
Exons: 3
Coding region: 1-834 (277 amino acids)
Biological process (GO): DNA integration
Molecular function (GO): nucleic acid binding
Source: RefSeq, a predicted model, not a curated record